CAUUACGUGGAACUGCUGUCGUAGCCCCUAUCCGGCGAUGGCUUUCCAUUUUGAGCGAACAAAAGAAGCUUUUUUGCAUAAAAGAAAUAUGCAGUUGCCUCGGUGUCGAAUCACUUUUAAUAAUCCUACCUUUUCCAUUGAGAGCACAACCAUCAUCUUCACGUAAUGCGCGUACAAGGAAAUCUUUUUUUGGUUACUGGAGCUGCGAGUGGACUGGGAGAACAAGUGGCAAAAUCUAUUGUUGAGCAAGGUGGUUAUGUUGUGGCUGUCGAUAUCAACGCAGCUGGCUUAGAAGAUGUCGUUCGUUCGCUUGGAUUGAAUAGAGUAUACAGUCCAGGGUCGGUGGAUGUUACGUCAGAGAAUCAAGUUCAGGAAGCAAUCAAGAAGGGUUUAAACCACUUUAAAGAAUCACCGUUGGCAGGAGCCGUCAUAUGUAGCGGCAUUGUAUGGCCUCCACAAAGUAUCAAGGGCUAUGGUCAGGAUGAGCGCUUGACGAGCUAUUCACAGUUCAAGCAUAUUGUUACUGUUAACUUGCUGGGUGCUUAUAAUGUAGCUCAACAGGUGGCACAAACCAUCAUGGAUCACAAACCCAUGAACGAAGAUGGAGAACGAGGUGUAAUUAUCACGACCUCUUCUAUGUUGGGACUGGAUGGUACUUUGGUCGGUUACGGAACUUCAAAAGCUGGUGUCGCGGGUAUGACACUUCCUCUUGCGAAAGAACUCUCCGAGUUUGGUAUCAGAGUCAUGAGUAUUGCCCCAGGACCUUUUGAGACGCCUCUUGUACGAGCCGUGCCUGGUGUUGAAGCACCCGUGUCCCUGUUCCCCAAGCGGUAUGGUUACCCAAAUGAAUUCAGCGACCUUGUGCUCCAUAUCAUUGGCAAUCCCAUGUUGAAUGGCUCAGUUAUCCGUCUUGAUGGUGGCCUGAGAGGUUAAAAAAAGCACAAGUCUAGUGCUUUGCUAUUGUGUAUCACACUACUACUGUUAAAUAAAGUGUGGGGGCUAAAACAGAAUCACUAACCCUGAAGGAUGAAUAUAAGGCGCGUUCGCUCCGCUUGGA
Messenger RNA from Zychaea mexicana, 1057 nucleotides. RefSeq names its product 3-hydroxyacyl-CoA dehydrogenase. Lineage: Eukaryota; Fungi; Mucoromycota; Mucoromycetes; Mucorales; Lichtheimiaceae. The record is from RefSeq and is a predicted model, not a curated record. The transcript is spliced from 7 exons. Bases 166 to 933 code for a protein of 255 amino acids.